Oryza sativa Japonica Group (Japanese rice) is the source of this 685-nucleotide messenger RNA. RefSeq lists its product as uncharacterized. Gene Ontology annotation, cellular component: cytoplasm; nucleus. The record is from RefSeq and is a predicted model, not a curated record. Gene Ontology annotation, molecular function: protein folding chaperone; protein-folding chaperone binding. NCBI's taxonomy places the organism in Eukaryota, Viridiplantae, Streptophyta, Magnoliopsida, Poales, Poaceae.
CUCGGCUGCUGCUUCUUCCAUUCGCUUUCGCCUACCCGCCGCCGCGACACGGAAUUUCAGGCGGCGCCGCUCGCCGGAGAAGUGGUCGGCCCCCGUCGAGAGGGAGGGUUAGACAGGGAGAAGGAGAGGAUGAGGAGCAGCGAGGCCAUGGAGCUCCUGGGCCUCCCAGCGCACACCCGCCCGUCGCCUUCCGAGGUUAAGGCUGCGUAUAGGAGAAUGGUGAUGGAAUCGCAUCCUGAUCGUGUCCCGACGCAUCAGAAGUCUCAAGCCGAGUCAAAAUUCAAGCAGAUAUCAGAAGCAUAUUCUUGUUUGAAGGAUGGAAGAAGAUAUGGGAGUAGGAUGGAAGUACAUGUGAUGAGGUCUGGUGUUCCGACGGGAUUUGGACGAUCAAAUAAGACAUUGGUUAAAGCCCCUUUUCUACUCAUAAUUUUUGCAGCGGUUUCAUUGGGUGGAUUCAGCGCUUCAAGAGCAUACCAGCGGCAGAAAGCAAUGUGUUCCUCUCAGAAUCCAUUUCUUCCAUAGAGCAAGGCAAUUGUAGCAUUUCCCUAUUGACAAGCGGAGCAGAGUUAUGUGUACAUUGUAAAACAAUCAUGCUGGGAACAGAAGCACCAAAUGCAAGUCCCAUGUACAUUGUAAACAAUCAUCAAGUUUGUGAAUAAAAGCAUGAGUUGCUCUUUGUGGUUUA